Molecule: messenger RNA, 1293 nt
Organism: Pelagomonas calceolata
Lineage: Eukaryota; Pelagophyceae; Pelagomonadales; Pelagomonadaceae
Source: the annotation of a GenBank genome assembly
UAGCUUUUUGGCACGCGGCGCAACUUGUGCAGGAGUAGUCAAGCAACAAAUGAUGAAUCGUCGCGUAGCGCGCUGAAAGGACCAUCGCUUCUGAUCGUCGGGCUGCUCCAUCUGCUCUGCACUGCAUGCUGCCCCUGUAGCGCCAUCGGGCUGCCCAGAACACAUGCCGCGGAUCGCUGGGCUUCUGCUCUGCGCCGCGGCGACGGCCAGCGACGUCCUAUUCGUGCACGUGGGGAAGACGUGCGGCGGGACCAUCGCCGCCGAGUUAAGAAAAAACCGCGUGGCCUACCACGAGGUGCACCUCGACAAGGUCGACAGGGAGACGCUCGCACAAUACAAGCGAGUGAUCGUCUCGGCGCGCGACCCCGUGGACCGCGUGAUCUCGGCGUUCAACUGGCGGAGUCCGCACGCCUGCCGCCAAUGGAAGGGCCAAUGCACGCCGCCGCGGGCCGUCGAGAAGUUCGACGGCGAGCGGGGGUUCUACAACUGUUUUCCGGACGUGCAGCACUUCGUUGACGAGGUGACGGAGCGGUCGAAGCCUGUGUAGACUUCACGCCAUCGACGCGACGCGUGCUCGAUGCUGCCUCACCGAUUGGGAUCCAUACAGGUCGAAGAGUCCAUCGCUCACGUGCCUCAUGCUCGCGCACUCGUUUUUUAAUGGUGUCGGCGUGGGCGAGGGCGGCGGCUCGCACAUCGGGAAGGGCCUCUCGUGGUACAUCGGGCCGGUGCUCCACGACCUGCUGCGACGGGAGAGUGACCUCUGGGUCGUGCGUGCCGAGGCGUGCGAACACGACCUGGAGGGGGCUAUUCGCUGGCUGCGGGGCGACGACACCCUCGACGUGUUACGAGCCGCGUGGAAAUCGACCAGUGAGUUAGGUUAUUGCGGAGACCUUCGUGGGCCUCCACGCCAUCGAGCUGCCGCAGCUACGGGGACGACGUCGCAUCGAUGGCGUAGAAUCUCCACGCCAUCGAGCAGAGCAGUUACGGGGACGACGUCGCGUCGAUGGCGUCGGGCGUAGGAAAAAUGAUUUCCACACAGGCUACGAGGCGGCUGGAUUCACCAAGCGCGCAACACCACGGACGAGACGUCGACGACCAUCGACGGCUCGUCCCGAAAGAAACUGCAGCAGCGCCUGGAGGCCGAGUUCCAAAUCUUAGACAUUAUGCUCGACGCGUCCGUGAACUAUGGCGCGAAACGGCGGCGCGGCCUUCAGAAGGAGCUCCUCGUCGACGGGGGAGGCGUGUGCAAGUCCCUCUCGAGCAAGACGCAUGUUAAUACAAACUGUUAGUGAC